GGCCGCCAUACGUGUUUUGCGUUUGUGUCUUCCGUACAUUUCUCGUCCAGCAUGCCGAACAGCGACAGCGAGGAGGACUUCGUGUCUUUCGGGACUCCGCUGGAGCCGCUGGAGGAAGACGAGGCUCCCAGGAAGCCUGUCCCACUGCACGAGCAGACGGUGAAGGACGAGCGAGGACGUUACCAGCGGUUCCACGGAGCGUUCACUGGAGGCUUCUCCGCUGGGUACUUCAACACGGUGGGGUCGAAGGAAGGUUGGACUCCAUCCACGUUUGUGUCGUCACGGCAACAGAAAGCAGAGAAGCAUCAUGCCCGACCGGAAGACUUCAUGGAUGAGGAGGACUUUGGUGAGCACGGCAUCGCCCCCUCUCAGAUCUUGCGGAGCGAGGAGUUUUCGUCCAGCCACAGGGACGCGGCGGCAGAGAAGAAGAAGGCGGUGAGCUCGCAGGCUGCCCUGAUUCCCGGAGACACUCUGCUGGAGGAGCUCAUCUCCCCCGCCAGGUCGAGCGUCGGGGUGGAGCUGCUGAGGAGGAUGGGCUGGAGGGAGGGUCAGGGCGUGGGACCCCGCGUGAAGAGGAAAGCUCGCCGCCAGACCGCCUAUCCUGGUUCUGGACCAGCCGGCUCGGAGGACUCAGAGGGCGAUGAGGAGGAGUUUGCCCCUGAGAACGUGACCUUUGCCCCAAAAGACGUUACCCCGAUGGACUUCAGCCCCCGGCUGGGUCUGCAGGGUCUGGGCUAUCAGGGUCUGGACCCGGGCCGGGCCCUAAUGGGCCCCGGGCUCCCGGAACACAUCCAGCUGUUCAGACCGCAGGAUGAGGGGCGGAGCCUGUUUGGAGGAACCGGCAGCACCAGGAGAGGGGGCGUGGCCGGGCAGGCAUUUGGGCUAGGCGCGCUGGAGGAUGACGACGAUGAAGAGGUCUACCACCGGGACUCCAUGUCCCGCUACGACACGGUGCUGGGGGGGGAGGAGCCAGGAGACGGUCUGUACGGAUGGACCGCCCCCCAGCAGUACACCCGGAGGACAGAACGGAGCAGAGACGCUUCCUACGUCGGAAAAAUCCUGGAGGGAUUCACGCUGGCCCAGAAACCCCCGGCCCAGGAGACGGUCUUCCCUCCCCCCGUUCUGCCCCGGAACUUCCGUCCAGUCCGUCGUUUCCCCCCGUCCUUGGACGUGUCCAUGCUGUCCUCCGUCAGUCCGGCGCUGGCCCAGGCCCUCAGGACAUCCAGGGGCCACAUGGUCCCCGAGGAGCCCCAGCAGGGGGGCCGCCACCAGCUCCACAGCGGCCAGAGGGGGGCGCUGCUGGGAGAGGACGUCCUGACGGGACCCGCCUCAGUUCUGGACCUGCUGAGACCUGCAGACCGGCAGCGCCUGCUCAGCAGGCGGAACCUGUCCUCCAGAACCCAGGAUCCCCAGACGGCGGUCCCCGGGGGGGCGGCGGUCCCCGGGGGGGUGUCGGUCGACUUCCAGCAGCAGCAGCAGCGGGACGCCCUGGCGGCCUGGCGGGGCGUCCCCGAGUCCUCCCAGACCUUCAGACCGUUCGAGAAGAACCCGAGCAAACAGGCCCGAUACGAGGACUACCUGACCCGCCUGAAGCAGGGACACAGCGAUGCUCUGGACCAGAGUCUGGACCCGUCCAUGACGGAGUGGGAGCGCGGCCGGGAGCGGGAGGAGUUCGUCCGGGCGUCCAUCCUGUACCGUCCGUCCUCGUCCUCGCUGUCGUCCCGCUUCACCCGGGGACGGCGGGAGGACGACCAAGACACGGUGGAAGUGAACCGGGACCAGGAGGGAGACGAGGGGGACAAACGGGACGCGGUGAGGAUGAAGCUGUUUGGAGCCAUGACCAGAGAGACGCUGGAGUGGCAUCCGGACAAGCUGCUCUGCAAGAGGUUCAACGUCCCCCACCCGUUUCCACGCUCGGGGAUCGUUGGACUUCCUAAAGUCAAGAGAGACAAAUUUUCAGUUUUUAACUUUCUGACUGUGAACGAAAACCAAGAGACAGCUGCUCCUCCAAAGCCUCCAGACUCCUUGAAGAAGUCCAGGUGGGAUGUGGAGCAGAGGAGCGCUCAGCUGAGUGAACCUCCUGCUGGGCCUCCUGCUGGGCCUCCUGCUGGACCUCCUGCUGGGCCUCCUGCUGGGCCUCCUGCUGGGCCUCCUGCUGGGCCUCCUGCUGGGCCUCCUGCUGGGCCUCCUGCUGGACCUCCUGCUGGACCUCCUGCUGGACCUCCUGCUGUGAGCAGCAGCCUGACUUCACGUAAAAAGCCAGAGGAAGAAGCUCAGGAGGAGGAGGAGCAGGAGGAGGAGCAGGAGGAGACCAGGCCUCCCAUGGAUCUCUUUAAGGCCAUCUUUGAGGGCUCCUCAGAUGACGAGUCUUCCUCAUCGGAGGAGGAGGAGCAGGAGCAGGAGGAGGAGGGGGGACAGUCCAACACACAGCCACUGAACCUUUUCACCAUCACCUCCUCUUCCAUCGCCACCUCCUCCACCGCCGCCACCUCCUCCCAGCUAUCAGCCGCCACGCCUCCUCCCUCCUCCCUGAAGGAGGAGCAGCAGGAGGAGUUUGGCCCGAAGCUACCGCCUCCUUCAGCAGCUCCUGGGGGAGGAGCCGCCGUCAGUCAGGAGGAGGAGGCGCAGAGCAGGAGGCGCAAAGCGAAGAAACAGAAGAACCACAAGCAGCACAAACACAAGAAGGAGAAGAAGAAUAAGAAACAGAAGAAGAAGAAACACAGAGGCAGAGGGCUGAAGAGGAGCCAGGAGGAGGAGGAGGAGGAGGAGCUGCUCAGGAGGUGAGGGGUGGCUGUCUUCUGUUACCAUGGCAACAACAACCACGCUGCCUAUGGGGGAAACCAUCAAUUAAUGUGUGUGUGUGUGUGUGUGUGUGUCCAGGUUGAAGAGUGUGUCUUGAGUCUUCUUCAGUUUCAUUUCUUCUGUUUUUAACCUUUCAAAUAAAACUUGUGGAAUCAAACGGCUCGUUUCCCCGACCCGACUUUACUGUACUGUAGAGGGCGCUACACUACACUACACUACACUACACUACUCUACACUACACUACACUACUCUACCCUACACUACUCUAAACUACACUACACUACUCUACCCUACACUACACUACUGGGCUCUACUCUACACUAGAAUAGAAUAGAAACGACUUCAUUAGGAGAGUUACAGGUGCAGAGGCUCGUGGAACACGGGG
Molecule: messenger RNA, 3187 nt
Organism: Salarias fasciatus (jewelled blenny)
Lineage: Eukaryota; Metazoa; Chordata; Actinopteri; Blenniiformes; Blenniidae
Gene: gpatch1
Product: G patch domain containing 1
Exons: 19
Coding region: 52-2784 (910 amino acids)
Biological process (GO): mRNA processing
Cellular component (GO): nucleus
Molecular function (GO): RNA binding
Source: RefSeq, a predicted model, not a curated record